Corythoichthys intestinalis (scribbled pipefish) is the source of this 11846-nucleotide messenger RNA. It is a transcript of the gene cds1, whose product is annotated as CDP-diacylglycerol synthase (phosphatidate cytidylyltransferase) 1. Gene Ontology annotation, molecular function: phosphatidate cytidylyltransferase activity. The transcript has 13 exons. The coding region runs from base 292 to 1683 and encodes 463 amino acids. The record is from RefSeq and is a predicted model, not a curated record. Lineage: Eukaryota; Metazoa; Chordata; Actinopteri; Syngnathiformes; Syngnathidae. Gene Ontology annotation, cellular component: endoplasmic reticulum membrane.
GUAUUGACAACCGGACGGGACGGUGGACUGCGGUGAUAAACACAAACACGCAGUCCGAGUCCAGUGACAGCGGGGACGUCAGUGGAGCUUUUCGGAGCAUCUCUCUCUUGCUCCCAGCGGCCUUUGACGCGUGAAAACCCAGGGACACGUUGAGGUUUGAAGAGCCGUUCAAGGAGACUCGUCGCCAGAGCGGGCAAGCGAGCGUGCGAGCGGCCGUCCUUGCGAGGCUCGUCUCCCGGGCUCCCCUCACCUCUCCUCGGGGGACGGCUUAUCGAACGUCCCGUUGGCGACAUGACCGAGCUCCGGCAGCGAGGAGGCGGCGGCGAUGGCAAGGGCGUUGGGGAGGACCCGGACAGCAAUGACAACCUGAGCGACAAGGAAGUGGCAUGUGAGGACGACAGGUUGAUGGGCAUGCAGGGAGACACAGAGGGCGAGUGCGACGUAGACACCAAAGCGGAUGGAUCCGAUGUACCGGCUUCCACGGCAGACACAGAUAACACACCGCAGUGCCUCAACAAGGCUCUGGAGGGGCUGCCGCCCAGAUGGAAGAAUUACUGGAUCCGAGGAGUUUUAUCCCUCGCCAUGAUAUUCGGAUUUUUCCUCAUCAUCUACCUGGGACCAAUCGCUCUCAUUUUGAUUGUGAUGACGGUGCAAAUCAAGUGUUUCCAGGAAAUCAUCACAAUCGGCUACAAGGUCUAUCGCUCCUACGACCUGCCCUGGUUCCGUACGCUCAGCUGGUACUUCCUGGUGUGUGUCAACUACUUCUUCUACGGCGAAACACUGGCCGACUACUUUGGCGCUCUGGUGCAGAGAGAGGAGCCUCUUCAGUUCCUGUCCCGCUACCACAGAUUCAUCUCCUUCGCCUUGUACUUGGCAGGGUUCUGCAUGUUUGUGCUGAGUUUAGUGAAGAAACAUUACCGCCUGCAGUUUUACAUGUUUGCGUGGACCCAUGUGACACUGUUGAUUGUGGUGACUCAGUCGCACCUUGUCAUUCAGAACCUGUUUGAAGGAAUGAUCUGGUUCAUUGUGCCCAUCUCCAUUGUAAUCUGCAACGACAUCGGAGCCUAUCUCUUCGGCUUCUUCUUCGGCCGCACUCCGCUCAUCAAGCUCUCACCCAAGAAGACAUGGGAGGGAUUCAUCGGCGGUUAUUUCUCCACCGUCAUCUUUGGAUUCAUUUUGUCGUCGCUGCUGUCCCAGUUCCAGUACUUUGUGUGUCCGGUGGGCUUGAGUAGCGAGAGCGGCAGCCUGUUCACGGUGGAAUGCGAGCCAUCCGACUUGUUUGUGCUGCAGGAGUACAAACUACCCGCGCUCGUACGCAACUUUCUCCUGCCUUGGGAAACGGUGACGCUGUACCCGUUCCAGAUCCACAGCAUCUUCCUGUCGUCCUUCGCGUCGCUCAUCGGUCCAUUCGGCGGUUUCUUCGCUAGCGGCUUCAAGCGAGCCUUUAAGAUCAAAGACUUUGCCAGCACCAUCCCGGGACACGGAGGCAUCAUGGACCGUUUUGACUGUCAGUAUCUGAUGGCCACCUUCACCCAUGUUUACAUUGCCAGCUUCAUCAGGGGCCCCAAUCCGAGUAAAGUCCUGCAGCAGCUGCUGAUGCUGCAGCCCGAGCAGCAGGUGAGUAUCUUCAACACGCUCACCGCGCACCUCAAGGACCGAGGGUUGCUGCCCCCCACAGCCUGAGGGACGAGUAUUCACACAACAGAGACUUGAAACCUGCACUCACUGAGGAUUUAACAAAACAGUCAAAAAAAGAGCCCUUGCCCCGCAAAAAAUAGAAGUCUUCCGGCGACUUUGGAGCUCUGCGCCAUCUUUGACCUGGUUGAAGGCCACGAUGCACUGACACGCUGACAAAUCAAGAUGUUGGCAAGCACCCACUUUAGACCGCGCUCUCGUCCCGUUCCGUCACCAAAGUACAACACGCACAUGCUACAUACUAAUGUACAUAAAAAUUAUUAAUGUAUAGCUACUGAUGUUAAUAUAUAUGCAAAAAAAAAACUAUGAAAAAUACAACUUAACUAUGUAGCUAGCUAGCAUGUACACAUUUAGUAGAGUUGAACAUUUAGAAUAUGAACAAAGUUUUAUAUUUUAAGAGUAGUUUAUCAAAUUAUAUGAAGUUAAAAAACGCUAGAAUAACCAGCACGUUCUGCACCAGGUGGAAAAACGCUAGCAACUAGCAGCGAUGCUAAUAGGCUAGAGCUUCCUAGCGAAAUGUUAGCAUUUUAUUCCUAAAUGUAGUUGGACGGGCGCGUGAAAAAUGUUAGAUUGACAAAAUGUUCGACGCAAUAAACUCAAUUUUUGACGUUAACUAGCUGCGAAACCACAAACCCGUUAGCAAUGUACUACUGAAGAAAAAGCACUAAAAAGUUUCUACCGCUAAUUAAGCGGUCCGCACUGAGCGCCACUUUUUAAUCGAUGCUUUUAACACGUGAAAUAGUUUGAAGGUUUGCCACAUAGAUAUUAUUUUCGCAAAACUUACUGCAGAUUAUAUGCAAAUUUUCUCCAAAUAUUGUCACGAUACGUCAGAUGGAGAAAAGCUUUUACCAAAGCUUUUUUUUUUUUUCUCGAGUUGUUUUUGACUUUCUGCUGCUUUCCUCUGGAAAGACUGAGUUUUUCUUUUUCCAGGACCUUUUAUUUUGAAAAUCUUAACUGGGACCAUAUGAGCAGGUUUCAUUAUAAAAGCAUGUCACUUGCCAUUACAGCUGCCGAUUGAGUUUUUAUGAAUAUAGAAAAAUACAUAGAAUGCAACACACAAAAGGCUUUCCAGACUCAAAUUAGGAAGAAGUCAAAAUUCUGUAAAGAAACGAGACUUGCGCCUUAAAGCCAGUUGAGCAAUGCAACAUGUCACUACUGUAUCUUGCUCCUCAUGCUUCAACCAACCAACAAAUAGAUUUAGUUUUACACUGUUAUAAUAAGAAAUAUUUGAAAGGAAUUGGUAGAGCCUGCAGUCAGAUAGCUCACAGGGCGUGUAUUUUUUCAUUCUCUGUAAUUCUGUGGCUUGGUGCGAAUGGAACCCCAAAAGGGUCCAAAUUGAAUAGAUAAAAACAAAAUUUACAAAUAAAUACCAUUUUGAUAAAUAACAAAUUUGUGUGACAUGGUCCUUAAACUGUAAAACAAGGUAAUAUUAUUAUGAAAAAGAUUUUUCCAAGAUAAAAAGCAUUUUUCACAAUGUUUUUUUUUUUUCAUAAUGCCUUAUUACUUCACGUUGUUUUUUCAGCACGAUAUUUUACAAGAUAAAAAGCGGAUUUCACAGGCACUUUUUUUCAUUGUCUUUUUUCCAAAAUGGCCUUUUUAUUUCAUAACGUCGUUUAUCAGCAGAAUGAAUUGUCUUCUGUCAAUCAAAUACAUAAGGCGCAGUCAGUUAAGUGACUGGCUAUGUCGUGGAGUCUGGUCGUAAGCAUUUGAUAGCGUCGAUGAACUAUUGGGUAAACUUCCAUAAAGCAUUGUCACUACUAAACACGUGCUGGUUACCGGUUUCAAAGUAUUGCGUGGUAUGCAAAGGUUUCAAAACCACUAAAAUUUUCCGUCAUACCGUUACUACGUUAUUAGCUACUUUUUUAUGUCCCAAAGGUAGAAAUCCCUAUCUUGCAGCUGAAGGGCUCACCUCUCCCCCUCCGGUUGUUGCUCAGUGAGUCAGCUGUGCUACACGAUGGCUGGAGGAGGUGAAACACCUGAACUUUGUCAUUGGUAUGGGAAUACUUCAGCUACAGAAAAGUUAGACGGUCGCGGCUGAGAAGAAGAGGGCCAUCCGUCAUGUAAAACAUGUUUGCGGAGGGUGGCUGCCAGACGAGGCAGUACCUCCAAUAUGAUUUGGACCAAUCCAAUAUGAAUAUGACGUGACCACCGGUUGCUUUAUACAAAAUUAAAGGUUAGUAAACGCUGUUAUGAACGUUUCCCACCAGCUACGAGAGUUAACUCCAGCGUGUUUAGUGUGUCUAGCGGUGGUAAAACAAAAUGGAAAUUUGACAAUAAUUUAAUUAUUUUUGUUCUGAUGAUAAUAGUAUCGAGCUGUGGCUGAGGGUUUGGGCUAACUUUAAGGACUGCAUUUAUUUUCAUUUAAUUUAGAAUUUUUCAUUAUACUUAUGUUUCAAUUUGCUGAUAUGUUGUUUUGAAAAAUAAAAAUCCUAUUCAAUGAAAAAAAAAACCAGACAUCUCAAAAUAACACAUUUUAGAGCUGUAAUUGUAAUACCAUGAUAUUUUUGCUUCAGGUUAUUAUAUUGUCAGAAUCUCAUACCGGCACAUGCCUAAACUGACUAUCCAAUCGUGACGAGCUACCGGAUCGCGACGGAUUGCUACUGCACACGAGCGAACCGACGCCAUUUUCUUCGAUGAUUGACAGGAGAUAUAGAUAUGUAUGUGCUAGAUUAAACAAUAAAUAUUUAGUUUUUUUUGAGGGAGGUGACAAUUGUCUCUGAAGGGUUUACUUGGGAUGAGGGGACAGUAAGACUGUUUGGACUGCGCUGUUUAAAUUCUUGAAAGACAGUUCAAGAAUUUCUCAUUCAUUUCUCAUCUCAUUCUUGUACACUAGAAAGCUGCUUGCAAUCCGCCAUUAAUCAAAAGAUUUUUUAACGUGCUGCGAUGUCCCUAAGGUGAUUUAUGUUCAAUUUAGACAUAUAAAACAUUAUUAUUCAACCAACAUGCCAGUUAAUUCAAAGGAUAAUUAAUUUAUAUGUCCGAAUCUCUCCAACCUAAAGCCAACGGGGGAAGUGACGUAGCGCAAUCACGUGAGCAGCCGGUGUCAAUUGGGUAGCUGCACUGCGCAUGCGCGUUAAAGUUCUUCUUGCAAUCAAUUUUCAGGUGAUUACCGUAAGCCUGAGCGACAUGACACAAACUGCUAUCAUGAUAAGUUUUCUUAUCAGUCGAAAUUGGCAAUUUUCACGAUCAUUUUUUCUUUAAAAUUUGAAAUCUGAUUUUCCCCGAGUGAAAGUUGACAAAACCAGAUGCUGCUUUAAACCGAUCUUUAAAGAGCAUAUGACAUGAGGAAAAAAAAGUCUUAAAUAGCAUUAUUAUGUGAAUUUGAAUCAUAUUAUGGGACAAUUCGACUAUAUACAACAAUUUCGCAAAGCGCAGAUGACGAGAAAUUAGUCUUUUAAUCAGCCGGUUAGCCACGUCUACCGUUAUAGGGCUCUAGCGUCCCCAACAGGUGGAUGACGUCAGCGGGAGACUGGGCUCAUCGGUUUUACUAUUCAGCCCAUUGAGGGGGAAUUAUUCAGAACGAGGAAAACGUGAUGAAGAGAGCCGCAAAAUGUCAUUGUUUCAGUCUCUCUACUCCAAUAUUUUUACAGGAUAUUCUUUUUAUCCAAGUAUUUUUUCCCCCAAUAACUAAAUAAAUGGCUUGAGAAGGGCCAGUCAGCCCGUCGAGGGGGAACAAUUCACAACGAGGAAAACGCGACAAAGAGAGCUGCAAAAUGUCAUUGUUUCUGUCUCUUUACUUCAAUGUUUUCACAGGAUAUUCUUUUUAUCCAAGUAUUUUCCCCAAUUGCUAAAUAAAUGGCAUGGUCAUGACAAAUUACAGUCUUGUGCUAAAUGAAAUAUGAAAUAAUAAAAAUGCACUUAUUCAGGACGACAUGGCAAAAUUACUCCAUAAUGGUCAAAACUGUCGACUUCACCUUUACUGUUGCACCUCCCGAAUGAUAUUUUAUGACACCUAAAUCGGACAUAUGUCAUUUCCCUUCCCCGGCUUCGGAGCAUCUAAACAAACCAAGAGGCGUGACAGCUAGCCGACAUGCUAACCCGAACCGAGUGAUGUUUCAAAGUCUUCGAAGCGGAAAAUCACACAAAACUAGCCCGUAUUAUUUGACAUGACGACUGGGUUGUCGAUUGUCUUCGCAGAUCGGCAAACCGCCCGGCGGAGAGCAAUUUACAGUUCGUUCCCCGGAGGAGGGCGGCUGCAAUUGUUGUGCAGCUAACGUGCAGCUAAUGUGCAUUAGGAGAGCUUUUUACAUGCCGAUCAAUGAUAAAACAUAGGUAGUCUUUUAUUUAAAGAAAGUUUGUAGUGUUUACUUUGUAAUCGCUGUAUUAAUAUUUGACAUAAUACAAAACAAGAUGUUUACUCACUUCCUCGUAAGUCAAAUAGUCCCACAGUAGUAGGGCUUGGCCAAUAUCCAUGGUGAAUGGGAACUUUUUGAAACUCUAAAAAUGGCGCACACGCCUCUCCCUUAUAAAGCAAGAUUUUUCUGCAGCCGUUUGGCUGGCGUGAUGCGAAAAAUAAACGUAUUAAUCCACAAAAUCAGCUGAAUCCUUAGUCCUCAUACACAACAGUACGGCCGUUUAGUGAAGAGGACGCCUUCACCCGUACAUGUCACAGCGCCCUCCUCCUCAAUGCAAGACCGAAGCCGGAAGUCACUCAUUUUCAUGGUGCGGGAUUAAAAAAAAACUAAAUAAAUAUAGUGAUCGCUUCCACACACAUCCAAGCGGUCCAUAUCAUUCAGGAGCAUAAAAUACUGCAUGUAUUAUGAAAUAAACAUGCUUUUCCGUGUCACAUGCACUUGAUGCCAGAACAAACAUGCAGGCAUGGUGACAAACUACUAUUCAGCAUUUCACAAAUAGGAGGAACAUUGCACAAAAUCUGAGGUAGGCAUGCAAUCUAAAAAAAAAAAAUCAUAAAUAGACAAACUUUUUAAUUUACACUGACAAUGUCAACAAAAUAGACAAAAGAAAAUGUUCAGUUUCAGAAAUUUGACAAAUAGACAAGACAGCCAUUGCUUUAAAGGUUACGGGCUAGAAAAAUUAGUCUUUCCACAGAAUCAGGCUUUAAUGCUACUUUGUGACAGGUCACAAAAAUGUUUCCUCCUGUACCGAAUACGCUCCCAGAGAUAGCGUUCAGGUCGCAUCAGCGCUCUCUGGUGUUCAGGUGAUGUAAUUACAGUUUAAAUUGAUCGAACCUUAUUAUUCCUGUUGACAAAAAUUAUUUGACGAUAAUUAUUAUGGUUUUAUCGCCCAGAGUUAGCAUACCGCCACCUAAUGUACAAAAUGUGCAGCACCCAUUCCUCCACCCUAACGAUCUUUACAUCAACUUAAUGUCUUUCAAGAUCUUAACAAGUGCUUUUUACACACCUGUCUUCCUCUCCCCAACCAAUCACGCUGUUAAGAAUAAACCAAAAACUUUAUUUGAACGUUAGACUUUGUUAUAACAUACAUUUUUCAGGUAUCUAUCGUUUAACUAGCCUUUUUAGUUAGUUUUGAUGUAUGUAAGACAUUGUUAUUGUAAAAAAGAACAAAGGCUUCAGAGUCCUAUAUUUGCAUAUGUUAGUAUAGUUUAUGUUCUACACAUGAACAUUAAAACAGUUUCAAUAUUUUAAGGCAUUGUGUAAUUUGUGUUUACUUCUAUCUACGGUAUAAUGAUUGAAUGGUUUAAAAAAAAGAAUUGUCACUGAAAAAUGUAUUUUUUUCAUGCUUUUAAUCUAACAUGUACGUAUCUUAUCUCCCGUCAUCUCUUGACAGAAAAUGGCGUCGGUUUGCGCAUGUGCAGUAGCAAUCCUGUCACGAUCGGGUAAUGACAUGGUCGUUAGCGUUUGGUAGCGUCGAUGAACUGUUAGGUAAACUUCCAGAAAGCAUCUCAUCAAAAACACUGCUGCGGAAAUCCUAUCUCAGGCCGAUGUAAAGGCCUUUUAUUACAAUCCAACCGGUUCGCAACUUCUCUGAGUAACCCUGAAAGUGAUGCUAUGGCAGCUAGCCAGACAAAAUCCAUCCAGCCAUUCACUUUACUGUCUCUGUCUUUUGUAUUUGAUUGACAGCAGACAAUUCAUUGUGCUGGAAAACAAUAUAAUGAAAUAAAAAGGCUAUUGUGGAAAAAGGCAUUAUGAAAUAGAAAAAUACUAUAUGAAAAACGAUUUUAAUCUUGUAAAUCUUUUUCAUAAUGUUACCUUAUUUUACAAUUUAAGGGCAUUAUUACACAAUUUGUCUAUUAUUUAUCAAAAUUGUAUUUCAAAAUAUUAUUUAUUUAAAUUUGACACUUUUGGGAUACCGUAGGUGAGGAAUUAAAGCUGUUUCCUUGUCCCCCUAGUGGCCAAGGCGCACACAGUAGCACAAGUUGGUUAAUUCUUUACAUUCUAUUGAAUUACAGGAGUGUCAUUAUUUCAUGUUUUUAUAAAGUACUAUGUUAUGGAGUGCUGUUUUUGUUCAGAAAAAUAUAUUAUAAAAAGUUUUAGUUUUUCUUUUUGGGGGAGUCUGGAACGGGUGAAUUGCAGAUACAUUUGUUUGGAUUGGGGAAAAUUGAUUUGAGAUGAGAGUUUUUGAGUUACAAGUGUGACAGCACAGAGCAGUUGGAUGUUGUGGAACACUAGUGAGACAUGUGGCCAUCAACUGACUGAUUUUUGCUUCUUUAUUGACUGAAAUUGCAAACAAAAAUCACUCUUUUGACCACUGGCCCAGCCCCAACCUAAAAACUGUCACUGAAAAGUUAAAUAAAAGAGAUUUAAAUUGGGGGUGGGGGAUUUUGCACACUAGAAAUCAAUAUUGGGAUUGGGCGUGAUAUUGUUAAAUGUGCCAGUUGACUAUUCUUUCAAAAUAUUUUUGAAGACAUUUUUUUUUUUUUUUUAAAGGAUAAUUAUUUUAGAAAACAACUGGAGCAUUUAGCAAUAGUUUGCUUUUUAUUUAUCAUUCUGUGAAUAUUUAAUUUGAUGUUUAUUAUUAUGGUGAUGAUGUUGAUGAUGAAGGGUUUGAGAUUAACAUGGGGUAAAUAAAGUUAUUUAAAAAAAAAAAAAAGUCGACGUUUUGUUUAGUGCAACAUUUUUUUUAUUUAGCACAAAGACAAAAUAUUGAUAUGAAAUGUAAAUUUUGGGAGAAAUAAUUUCCCCACACUUUAACCAAUGCCAUGAAAUUUCCAAAUGAACUGUUAAGAACAUUCCAGAUGCCUUAAAAUCAAAAUACAAAAACUAAACAUGCUAACGUUAAAAUAAAGACGAAUACAAUGAUGCUGAAUAUACAUUAUAAAGUGCUAAGUAAUUUUGCUCUAUAUUUCCAUAAAAUAAAGUGAACAGUCAUACUUGUGGACGUUUGUAAAUCAAAAAUAUUGCCUCAAAAACAAUUUGGUACAUUUUGUUGCAUGCUGAAAUACUGCAAAUACAGACCAUAAUGGUUUAGCGACAAUUUUCUGGUAUCAUUAAUUGGCGUUUAAAUGUGUUAGUUUAAAAAAAAAAAAAAGAAAAGAACCAACAGGUUGCUACCAAAAUCUUACAUUAGAUUUUUGUCUACAUUAGCUCAAUGGUUGCCAUUGAAGGCGCUUGACAUCCAGUGCAGGAAAUGACGUCAAAUGGCCAAAAUGAGCCUUGCAUUGACUGCCACUAAAGGCCAUAGACAUCCAAUUCAUUGGAAGUGGGAGGGAGUCCAAUUCACAGCUUGUGUUUCUGUUUAUCAGUUGUUUUGGAGAAUAUCCUUCAAUGAUGACCUGACCCGUGUACCGAUAAUUGUUGUACCGCCAUAUUGUGAGCCUUGCUUAGCAAAUAGUAUCGCGAGGUACCCAGAGGUUCCCAUUACUAGUGCAAAGUCUGCAAAAAGACUUUAGUUUGGGACAAAGGGGGUCAAAGCCGUCAAGUCGCACAUGACAAGAGAAAAAUGUCAGUUACAGUGAUUUUUUUUUUUUCUUCAACAGAAAUUGUUGCAACACGGUUUGGUCUUGAAUGAUGAUAUAGUCAAUGUCUUAAAAUGCCUUAAAUUUGACUUUUAAAAGAGUGCAAGAACCCUGUAGGGAAAACAUACAAAACAAACCACAAAUUAGCUAGCUUCUCCGAUCAACAUCAAAGUUUGUAGCCACACGAAACGGUUAAUCUUUUGUUUUUAGUAAACAGGGAGUUUACCUUCCAUUUUCUAUGCAAUAUUGUUUUUUUCCUAUUAUUGAGCUUCUGAUUGACGAAAAUGAAUGGCAACAAACGUGUGUGCGUACAAUAUUUUUCGCACUACUAGCAUCGGAAUAUAAGGUGCACCUUCAAUGAAUGGUCGUUUUUUUUUUUUUUUUAAACGUUUACAUAUAUAGGGCGCACUGCAUUAUAAGGCACAGUAGUAGUAGUUAGGUUGCAUUGUGCAUCCACUAGAUUGAGCUGUGCUAAAGGGACUGUCUUUUAGGUGCGCCUUUAAAAAAUACAGGUAGUCCCCGGGUUACGACAUACUCGCCUUGCGUGAUUGCGACACGUAUUUUUUUCCAAAUUUUUUGUUUUUUUUAAAUAAUGUUGAAUUUUGGUUUGUGAUGCAUACUUUUAUCUUGGCUCAGGAAGUUUAUAGCAGGUAGUACUAAUGGCAUGCGAAUUAGAGCUCAUGUACACACGAAGAACAUAUUUGCGCACACGAAGAAGAGCGCACGCGCACUCACGAGGAAGGGCACAUUUGCAGGUAGUGACAGCUCCAACGAAGAAGUUGUGCAGCCGAGACAGAGCGAAGUAGGGGAUGGAUUAUAGCUGCAGGCCUGCUCGCACAUUUGUUGCUUCUGAACCAUCCACAGAGGCAACACCGGUGUAUGACACCUUUUGUACUGUUUGUUGUGCUUUUUAGAUUGUGGUCGAAUUCUUAGGGUGAGUUUAUGUGACUGUUUUUGAUGAUGUGCGGAUGCUAACUGAUACAUGCUAAUCGUUUGUGCAGAUUUAUUGCUGUAUCAGUAGCUGGUUGUAAACACAAAUUUGAAUUGCUGUUAUUGAAGAUGAAGAUAUUUUUAUUCUAGUUUCAUUCUGCAAGUGUUGAUGCCACAAGCAGAUGAAUAAAGUCCGCAAACCACACGGAUCUCUGACAUUGUCAUUUCAGAGCUUAGCUCGCUGUCUAGCUAGGACUUUCAGUGAUAUGAAAAAGUAUCUGAACCUUUUGAAUUUAUUCUUCCAUUAAUGAUUGCAAGUUGUCCAGGCCCUGAGGUAGCAAAACAGCCCCAAAUCAUAAUGCUUCCUCCACCAUAGUUCACAGUGGGGAUGAGGUGUUGAUGUUGGUGAGCUGUUCCAUUUUUCCUCCACACAUGACGUUAUUCCCAAACAAUUCAACUUUGGUUUCAUCAGUCCACAAAAUAUUUUGCCAAAACUUCAGCGGAGUGUCCAAGUGCCUUUUUGCGAACAUUAAACGAGCAACAAUGUUGUUUUUUUUUUUUUUUUACAGCAGUAGCUUCCUCUGUGGAGUCCUCCCAUGAACACCAUUCUCAGCCAGUUUUACACAGAGAUAUUGGACUGCACCAGUGAUUUCUGUAGUCUUUAGCAGAAACUCGAGGAUUUUACCUCUCUGAGUAUUCUGCGCUGAACUCUUGGCGUCAUCUUUGGAGGAUGGCCACUCCUUGGGAGAGAAGCAACAGAGCUAAAAUCUCUCCAUUUGUAGACAACUUCUCUGACUGUGGAUUGAUGAACAUCCAGACUUUUACAGAUGGUUUUGUGUCCUUUCCCAGUUUGAAACAAAUCAAUCCAUGAAUGCAGGUCUUCAGACAGCUCUUCUGACCGAGCCAUGUUGCACAUUAGACAAUGCUUCUCAUUAAGACAUUUCUUACCAGGUGUAGUUUAUAGUGGGCACGGCAGCUUUAAUUCACUGUGUGAUUGGGCACACACCUGACUUAAAAUGUUUGGUAAAAAUUGGUUUCAAUUGCGUCAAUUCAAUUAAGUCUCCUGAGGCAGAGGGCUCACUUACUUAUUUUCCCCUUUUCUGUCAUUGUUCGCAUGCUAUCCUCAUUAGAAUAUGAAAACCUAUAAAUGUUUGGGAGGUUUUAGUUAAGGCAGACACGGUAUUGUAAUCAGUGUGAUUUUGACAACGAUCAGAUCACAUUUGAUGAUUUGAUGCACAAGUGUGAGAAAUUCGAAAAGGUUCAGAUACUUUUUCAUACCGAUGUAGCUCCAAUUUCUUGGCGAGGACAGUACAAUGACGUAUAAUAAAUGUUUUUGGAUGGUUAU